GGGUGGGAUCUCUCAUCUUUGUAGAGGUGACGGGACAGCUCUUUUAGACCUGAAUACCUAGUUUCAUUUUGAAAUAUCCCACCUUAUCUCGCAUACCAAAUGACCCAUAGUAUUUUGAAGUCAACUCGUCUGCUUUAGGUGACGAAGAAAGCCAUUAUUAAGAUAUCUUACAAUUUCAAAGAUAUCUUAAGUAGAAGGCCAUCUAAUCACUUUCCAUUUGUCCCAAGAAAAAUAGGACCCAUAGUGCUGCUUUAAUGCUUUUGGUGGGUCAGCUACCCAUAUAAUUGAUGUGGGACUUGUCUCAUUCGUAUCAUCAUUUUUAUUUCUUACUUAUCACAACCCCAUCUAUCCACACGGUUUUUCUUCUUCUCAAAUUUCCACGAAUUAACUAAAUCCAUGACAUCAUCUUCUUCUUAUAAUUAUGCGAGUAAUUCAUUGUACGGAUCUGGAUGGAAGUAUGAUGUCUUUCUAAGUUUGAAAAGUGAAGAUACUUGGAGAACAUUUACAGGUCAUUUGUAUCAACAAUUGAAAAACAAGGGAACAUUAUUAACCUUUCAAGAUGAUAUGCCGCUAGAGGAUGGUGAUUCCAUCCCAGAAGAACUCUUGAAAACUAUCAAAGAGUCUCAAUUUAUCCUCGUCGUUUUCUCAAAGAGUUAUGCUACAUCAAGAUGGUGCUUGGAUGUACUAGAGAAGAUCAUGGAAUCCAAGGAUGAAUACGGACAAACUGUCAUACCGAUAUUCUAUGAUGUGGAUCCAUCAGAAAUUCGAAAGCAAAGGGAGAGCUUUGCUGAAGCAUUUGACAAAUACGAAUCAAAUUAUAAGGAUGAUGUUGAGGGAAUGCAGAAGGUGCAAAGAUGGAGGACUGCCCUAACUGAAGCAGCCAAUCUCAGAGGAUAUGAUAUCCGCCAAUGGACUCGAUCAAACUGUAUUCAGCAUAUUGUUGAUCAAAUUUCAUCCAAAUUAUGCAAGACUUAAAUUCCACCAUUUUUGGUAAGAAAUGUUAUGAAAAAACAUGAAAUUGGGGAAUAUUUGUAUUGUCGCAUGACGAAUAAAAGUGAUAGUUCUGUCCUUGUAUAUGUUUGAGCUUAUAAUCCAAGUCCAAUUGAAAAAGAAGGAUAAUUUA
Molecule: messenger RNA, 1123 nt
Organism: Solanum tuberosum (potato)
Lineage: Eukaryota; Viridiplantae; Streptophyta; Magnoliopsida; Solanales; Solanaceae
Product: TMV resistance protein N-like
Exons: 2
Coding region: 397-975 (192 amino acids)
Biological process (GO): signal transduction
Source: RefSeq, a predicted model, not a curated record